This is a messenger RNA of Hansenula anomala, 1026 nucleotides long. RefSeq lists its product as uncharacterized. NCBI's taxonomy places the organism in Eukaryota, Fungi, Ascomycota, Saccharomycetes, Phaffomycetales, Wickerhamomycetaceae. The annotation marks the transcript as partial. The record is from RefSeq and is a predicted model, not a curated record. The transcript has a single exon.
GUUUAUAAUUACUGGAAAAUUGCUAGUGCUCGUUUAGUGAUUCUGGAUGGGUAGCGCUUCAGCUCUAAAAUAAUUGUUUGGGAAUGUCCGAAGAGAAGAGACCAUUGAGUAAUGAUGACAUUAUUAUGGAUUUGAUCAGUGAGAUCAAGGUUGAAAAGACAUUGUUACAGAGUAACAUUGAUGAGAUUGUUGACGAUGGAGCAGGAUGUAUUGAUCCCCAACUACUUUCGGUAAACAACGAAGAACUCGUUGAAGACGGUGACUUGACAGAAGGUGGAAAUGAUUUAGAAGUUGUUCAUUUUGCAAAAGUAUCCGAAAAUGGUGAUAUUUCCAAAGAUGGUGAUGAUUCAACAUUAGAUGGCACUGAGCUAUAUACCGCUUUGCAUUUUGAUGGCAGUAAUGUGGAUUUGAAAAAACCUCAGAUUUUGUUACCAACGACAACAUUACCUUUAAAUAACGGCCUGGGAAAUCCUACAAAUGAUGAUGGUGAAAAUGAUGAUGACCAAUCGGUAUCUCCAUCUGUCUCUGAGUUGUUUGAGUGGUCUUUGCAAGAGGAAGCGCCUUUAAGGCUUGAUAUUGUUCAAUAUGAUGAAUCUGAACCUGAAUUUGAGCCAGAAAGUAACGAGCAACCAGCCGAUAGCCAGUUUCAAGAAGUUCUGGCGUCACAGAUAGACCAGAAUAAUUCCCAAAGAUAUCAUAUUGAUGGUUCAAUAGGUGAUCAAGUAUUUCCUGAUUCUUUCAAGAUUUCAUUUUCCACAAACAUGAACUCUAAUUCCUCCAUAGGUGAGAGCAUACUACAUCGUGAUGGAAGCCUUUUGGGGCAAGACUCAGUACUAGAAGAGGAACUUAAUUCAGUUUCACGUGGAGCAUUGAUGCAUGAUUGGAAUGAGGAUAUGGGAUCUCUAAAUCAACUAAAAAGCAUACCUACAAGAAGAACUGUUGCUUAUUCAAAGUCAAAUUCCCCAUUAGAAGAACCAAAUCAAGAUAAUAUUAAGCCUCAAACCUCAACUCCAAAACUAAAAAUAG